AUGGCACCGCGCGAGGACCUCGUUUCUUCAGCCGUCACCUUUCUUCAAGACCCGUCGGUCGCAUCCGCCCCCUUGGAGAAACGGAUUGAGUUCUUGAAAUCGAAAAAUCUCACCCAGGAAGAGAUUGAUUUGUCUCUUGCACGCGCUAGCACCGAGCCUUCUCAGUUACCUGCGCAGAAUGCCCCAUACUAUCCACCUGCUCAACAGGGUCGAGGGCCACCCGGUCCACGAUAUCCAUAUCCCUACAACCCAUAUGGCGAUUGGCAACCUCCACCGCCACCUCCUGAGCCUCCGAGAAGAGAUUGGCGAGACUGGUUCAUCAUGGCGACGGUGGUUGGAGGAGCCAGCUAUGGUCUCUACGUGCUUGCCCAGAGAUAUAUCAAGCCUCUCAUAGCACCACCCACGCCACCCCAGCUCGAACAAGACAAGGCGGCCAUUGACGAGCAGUUCAACAAGGCAUUCGCACUGCUGGAUACCUUGUCGUCCGACACGGCUGCUUUGAAGGAGGCGGAAGAAGCCCGGACACAGCGACUGGAUACUACUAUCGCGGACGUCGAGACCAUCGUGGCAGAGUUGAAGGCCGCGAACGUACGGAGAGAAGACGACGCGCGGCGGAUGGAGGCCGAAUUGAAAAACAUGAAAGACAGUCUACCCAGGUCGAUUGAAAAUGUCAAGGAGGCGAGUGAAAGGCAGUUGAAAGAGCUGAAUACGGAAUUGGGGAGCUUAAAGUUGCUGUUGGGAAACCGUAUGGGUGGCUCCAGCGGGUUUAGCACCGCCGGUCCUGCUAUCCCACGGACCCAGCCUGGUACAGUUCCGAACGCCAACAGUGCUGUCGGGACUCCUUCGAUCGACGCUGUUCCCAACAACAGCACCAAUCUAGCCAAUCCACGACCAACGUCUUUCACAGGUGCCGGCUCAACGUAUCCUGCAUCUACGUCUGUGCCAGCUUCUUCGACGGGAACACCUCGACCAGCAUCCGCGGCACCGUUUGCGUCCUCGGGCAGCAAAGCGGCGAUUCCAGCAUGGCAGAUGGCCGCGGCUAAUAAGGGGAAGGAUCUCAACAUUGCAUCAUCUGCAGGUGCAGGUGGUGUCCCGUCUACGAAUGGGUCUGCUCUCCCGCAGCAGGCCGAUGGCGCAGAGGCGGUUGCUGCUCUUGCCGCUCUUACCUCGAGUUGA
Molecule: messenger RNA, 1176 nt
Organism: Capronia epimyces CBS 606.96
Lineage: Eukaryota; Fungi; Ascomycota; Eurotiomycetes; Chaetothyriales; Herpotrichiellaceae
Exons: 1
Coding region: 1-1176 (391 amino acids)
Biological process (GO): protein import into peroxisome matrix, docking
Cellular component (GO): peroxisomal importomer complex; peroxisomal membrane
Molecular function (GO): signaling receptor binding
Source: RefSeq, a predicted model, not a curated record